AUGGACGCGCCGGCAAAUAAAAUUGUUUUCAUAGCUUUUCCAAACAAAACCACUUGGGUCGCGAUGCAGGAGUUCUUCAGCGUGUUGCUGCCGGAUGUGAAGCGAGAGCUGCGCCGCGGGAUCAUCGAGUGCUCGAAGCGGGGCCUGCUGCACAGCACCAAGUGGCUGACGGAGAUGCACCACGGACUGGGCGAUGUGCAGAUAGAUAAUGAAGCCCCCGACGAGGAUCGCACGUUCAGCGAGUGCCAGCUGGAGGGGAUUGCGCCCGCGGAGUACAGCGACUACUUCCUGGCCAAGAGCUACUACGAUGUGAGGGAAUACGACAGGGCAGCACAUGCGGUGCGGAACUGCGAAUCCAGUGUGCCGCGCUUCCUGCACUUCUACUCCACCUACAUGGCCAGGGAAAAGCGGCGGCUGGACUCCACCACCGACCAGGCGAAUCUCCACGAGCCGAAUCAGAUGCGCGAUCUCGCGGAUUUGCUGGCCACCUUGCGCAUGGAGUAUGGAAAGAGUCGGCUGGACGGCUAUGGCAUCUAUUUGUAUGGUGUCGUCUUGAAGGCACUGAAUCUCAACCAGGCCGCCGAGCAAAUGCUCAUCCAGGCCAUCCGACUGGUGCCCAUGCUGUGGAGCGCCUACCUGGAACUCUCGCCCUUGAUCAUGGAGAAAAAGAAGCUGCUCGGCCUGCAGCUGGGUGGCCACUGGAUGCGGCACUUCUUCAUGGCGCACACCUACCUGGAGUUGUACCUCAACGACGACGGUCUGAAGAUCUACGAGGAUCUGCAGGCCUCGGGAUUCAGCAAGAGCAUCUACUUGAUUGCCCAGAUGGCCCUCGUCUAUCACAACAAGCGGGAUGUGGACAAGGCGAUCGAACUGUACCAGGCGCUGCUCGAAAGCGAUCCCUAUCGACUGGACAACGUAGACACGUACUCCAACCUGCUGUUCGUCAAGGAAAUGAAGACCGAGAUGGCCCAGUUGGCCCACAAGGCGGUGAGCAUCAACAAGUAUCGCCCGGAGACGUGUUGUGUGAUAGGCAACUACUACAGCAUCCGCUGUGAUCACCAGGUGGCCAUUUCCUACUUCCAGCGUGCCCUCAAACUGAAUCCCAAGUAUUUGGCCGCCUGGACCCUGAUGGGUCACGAGUUCAUGGAGCUAAAAAACACAAAUGCAGCCAUACAGAGCUAUCGCAAGGCAGUGGAGGUCAACAAGCGCGACUAUCGCGCCUGGUACGGCCUGGGCCAGGCCUACGAGAUCAUCAAGAUGCACUACUACAGCUUGUACUACUUUAAAAUCGCACACCAACUGCGUCCCUACGACUCGCGCAUGCUGGUUGCCUUGGGCGAGACGUACGAGAAGCUGGACAAGUGCGAGAACGCAGUAAAGUGCUACUGGAAGGCCAUCGAUGUGGGUGAUAUAGAGGGCAUAGCCAUGUACAAGCUGGCCAAUCUGCACGAGAAGCUGGGCGACCACGAGACGGCGGUCCAUUGCUACAUCAUGUACUGCGAGGACGAACGGGCGGCCACCGAUAAGCAGAGUCUCUACCAAGGCUUCAUAACGCUUGCGAAUUAUUACGAGAAAAAGGGCGAAUACGAGAGGGCCGCCUAUUAUGCUUACAAAUGUCUGGACUCUGAUGAUCGCAAAACAGAGGCCAAGGCCUUGCUAAAAACAAUCGACUGGAAGCGCAACGCCGAGGGUCAGAAGAAAACCAAAACAUCUACGGCCGUGGCAAAUGCAGAGACCAGUUCCGAGGACGAGAUGGAGUGGGAGCUGCAGGAUGUGCGUGUGCGAGUGCCCUUCACCUCAAUUGCAAGCACGACGACCACCACGACUGCCACUUCUGUUGCGGGCAGCUCGAGCAGUUCCUCGAUCAGCUUGCGACCGGGUCGAAACUUGCUCGAGGGAAUGCGUCGAUCGCAGGCGAACAGGACGAGCUUAACUACGGCUGGUAGCAGUACCACAACCACAACGGCAACUGCAGUCACAACGGCCACUGAGGAGACGCCUGGCACAUCCAGCGGCACUGCAAAUCCACCCGAACAGCCGCCCUCGGAUGAUAACAGCUCAAUGGAAAUAUCCAGCGUGUCCAUCGAUUAGUCAAAUUCGCAUAAAUUGUAUAAAUUUCUAUUUGUUUUUUAUGAAUUCUGUUGGCUAACUAAGUUAAUAUACGUAUGAACUAGUCGGUA
Molecule: messenger RNA, 2180 nt
Organism: Drosophila takahashii
Lineage: Eukaryota; Metazoa; Arthropoda; Insecta; Diptera; Drosophilidae
Gene: Cdc23
Product: cell division cycle protein 23
Biological process (GO): anaphase-promoting complex-dependent catabolic process; cell division; protein ubiquitination
Cellular component (GO): anaphase-promoting complex
Molecular function (GO): protein binding
Source: RefSeq, a predicted model, not a curated record